AUGGGAAGAACAGAUGUACAUAGAUGUAAAUUUACGAAUUGGAGACCAUCAGAGAUAACAGCCAUCUCAAAGAAUGUUGAGAAGGAUAUAGUAGCUGUCGGUCGUGCAGACAAUUCAAUUGAACUUUGGUCUAUUCAAGCUAAUUUUCAUUUAUUAACUAGAUUAGGAGGAAUUAAAUUUCAAGGUAAAAUAAUAGGUUUGGAAUGGUAUAUAUUUGAAGGUAAACAUAGAUUGAUAUCAGUUACAUCUACACAUAUUAGUCAAUGGGAUUUGGAAUCGAUGCAACAAAUUCAACAUUUGGGAUCAGUUGGUGGAGACAUUACAGCCUAUACAUUCAACAAGCAAACCAAUACUCUUGCUACUGGUGCUGGUUCGUUGACUGUCUAUUUAUACGCAAUCGAUCAACACAAGAAUGGUCAAGUCAGCUAUCUCCGUGCACUCCCCAAGAUAAUGGGUAAUGGAUCGAUCCAAUGCAUGCAAUGGUCAGACUCUGUCACUUUGGUGAUUGCCACCGACUUGUUACUCGUCACAUACGACGUUGAAAAGGCACAGAGAAAGAUGGAAGUUGAUUGUUCUUCAACCACUGCCAUGUGUGUCAUUGACCAAGACACUGUCGCUUUGGGUCAUAGUACCGGUAUCGUCUCGUUUCACGAAUUAAAGUAUGGUACCACAAUCCAAGAAGUCAAACAUCACAUUGCCUCUAUUCGUACCAUCGUUCCAUCCAAUUUCAAUCAAUUCAACCUACUUUUCAUUUCUGGUGAUGAUCCAACUAUUAUUUGUUUAUCAAAUAAUUCAAAUGAUAAAUGGUCAUUAAAUGGAUUACAUAGACCACAUUCACAUGAUGUUAGAUGUAUAGAGGUAUUUGAUGAUUUUAUCAUUUCGGGAGGUGUUACGACCAUUUUAUCAUUGAUGGAUAUAUCGACGUUUACAAGUGUGUUGGCGACUAAAAAGGGAUCCUACUAUUCAUACCCAUUGAAUAAUAUUGCCAUGACUGACAAGAUUGAAGGUGACGGUAAUUUAAUUGUAGAGGCUUCGAGAAAUGAGAUUUCUAUUUGGCGUCUUGGCAAUCAUUCAACCGACGAGACGGUUGCCGAACAACUACCAAGUGGGUCUCAUUUGGUGGUAGAUCAACGUGCCAAACGUUUGGUACAAUUUAAUAUCAAGGAUCUAGAUUAUAUCCGUUCCGUAGAUAUUAGUUAUAAUGGAAAAUAUUUUGCCUAUUCCACUGCAACCUCUGUCAAUAUUUAUACACUUGCCGAGGAAAAGGAUGAGGAAAGUGGUGAGGAAAAGAUUAUCAUUCAUAAAUUAAAAUCAUUUAAAAAGGGUAGUGAUUCUAUCAAGUUUACACGUGGUACCAAACAACCAUUACUAGUUAUCACAUCGAUUAAAUCCAAAUUGUUGGUUUAUGACUUGGUCGAAGAUGAAAUUACAAAGAAAAUUAAAUCUUUUUCAUCUCUAUCUCGUAACCUUAAAAUCCUUCAAAAUAACAAACAAGAACAAAAAGAAAAAGAAAAAGAAAAUGAAAAGGAAAAUGAAAAGGAUUCAACUUCAUCAAAUUCAACAUCCUCAUCUUCAUCUUCAUCUACUUCUUUGGCAAAGAUAACAAAAUCAAUUCUUCAUUUAGCAAUUGAUUCAACAGGUAAUUAUGCAGCAACAGUAGAUUCAAAGAGUAAUAUUAGCUUUUUCAAUCUUGCCAAGGGUACUUGCACUAUUACCAUUCCCAAUCAUCUACAUGUCGGUGCUAUUGCCUUCCAUCCAACCGAACCACUUCUCUAUAUCGCCAAUAGUGAAGAGAUUGUAGUGUUUAACGCACGUCUUUUAAAGACCGUCCACAUGACACCAGCACCAAAGGAAGGUGCUGUCAUUGCAAUCACCAACAAUCCAUCCGAUGCCAGUCGUAUGAUCCUCUGGGGCCACAACACCAUCUUUGUAUCGGACUGGAGCAAACCCCGUGAAUACGAAGUUAAAACCAUUUUCCCCGAACUCAUCACUGCCUGCUCUAGUCUGUUGUUCAACCAACUCGUCACUAUCGAGUUGCCCUACACUGAACAAAUCCUUCCAACUCUACCAGGUGCCAUCAAAUUAAAUUAUCGUAUCUAUGCAGUUGUUAACAGAGAAGAAGAAGAAGAAGAAGAAGAUUCAAAGGUUAGUGAUGUAAUGAAUCAUCGAUUGGCAUGGACGAGAAUCAAAGAUAUAUUGAUGAGAUCGAGAAAUGAAAAGACACAUUACUUUGCACUAUCGAUAUUGGAACAGGGUGUAGGUGCAUCUUCACCGAUCAUUUGUCAAAUGAUAUUAUCGGUACACUUUGACAUCGAUGAGUUGGUCGACCCUUCUCUACUCGUACAGUCAUUCCCACUCUCAACUCGGCCCACUGUGUUUGGACAGUCACGUAUGGCAAGUGUCCUCGCAUUGAUCGAGUUUGUCAAUAGGUCAAACAUCUCCUUAUUAAUUCAAUUGGUCAAAUCAUUUACACCUAUCCUAUACCAACAACAACAACAACAACAACAACAACAACAACAACAAAAAAUCCCUGCCAUAGUUUGGAUCAAUCAAUCACCAGCAAAUGGUACUGGAUCAAAUCUAUUGGAAAUGUCCAUUCAAACACUAUUGGUCAUUUGUAAGAGAAAAGGUCAAAACUUGUUAACAGAACAUAAUGAAUUUUAUGAAAUCAUAAAUCAAACCAUUUAUUCAAAUAAUUUAAAAUUAUCACUUUUUCGGAUAAAAGGGAUACUGGCCAACAGUAUUAUCAACAACAACAUUACUCCACCACACCAAAUGCCAUCUUUAUCGAUGAUCCAAAGUUGA
Molecule: messenger RNA, 2805 nt
Organism: Cavenderia fasciculata
Lineage: Eukaryota; Evosea; Eumycetozoa; Acytosteliales; Cavenderiaceae
Gene: cirh1a
Product: WD40 repeat-containing protein
Exons: 8
Coding region: 1-2805 (934 amino acids)
Biological process (GO): maturation of SSU-rRNA from tricistronic rRNA transcript (SSU-rRNA, 5.8S rRNA, LSU-rRNA)
Cellular component (GO): small-subunit processome; t-UTP complex; 90S preribosome
Molecular function (GO): RNA binding; protein binding
Source: RefSeq, a predicted model, not a curated record